Messenger RNA from Styela clava, 1448 nucleotides. RefSeq names its product claudin-7-like. NCBI's taxonomy places the organism in Eukaryota, Metazoa, Chordata, Ascidiacea, Stolidobranchia, Styelidae. Gene Ontology annotation, cellular component: membrane; bicellular tight junction. Gene Ontology annotation, molecular function: structural molecule activity. The record is from RefSeq and is a predicted model, not a curated record.
UUUAAAUUUGUGCUUUCCGAAAUUAUUAUCCCACAACUAUUACAAUGAACGGGAUUCUUCAACUAAUCGGAUUUAUUAUGAAUAGCGUGGGACUGAUUUGCGUUCUUGUAACCACGUUUGUACCGGAAUGGAGAAGAAAUGACCCAGCUGGGGAAGUGUUAGAAUCUAUUGUGAGACACCAAGGUAUAUGGGUCCGGUGCAUCGCAUAUCCCACUGGGCAAUGGCAAUGUGACGACUACGACGCCUUUUUUCUUGGUCUCCCAAUGCAGUUACAGGUUGCUAGAGGACUGAGUGUUACAGCAUGUAUUCUUGGAUUCAUGGGCUUCAUAGUAAGUUUGGUGGGAAUGCAAUGCACGAACUGCUUUGAGGGAAAUCCCCGAAUGAAAGCAAGAACCUCAAUGGUCGGGGCCAUUGCCUUUGGACUCAGUGGAAUUUCCAUUGGAGCAGCCGUCUCAUUCUACGCCCACCAGGUAUUAUCCGAAUACAAUCGUGAUAUACUUCUUUUCCGGGAUGAUAUAGGGCAGCGAUUUAUCUACGGUGUCUGUCUAUUCGUGGGAUGGGCCUCCAUCGCGAUUCUUGUUCUUGGGGCCCUUGUCUCCGGAUGUGGUAGUCUGGUUGACGAUGAGGAGGACAGUGUUAGAAGAACACCUUAUAUGCCUACUUAUAACAAAGGAAAAAACAUGGCAAACACUGAAUAUGUGUAGAUGUGACACUACGCACAAAUUACAUUAUCUAUUUUCUCUUUCGCAGUCUCUAACAGAUUCGUUGUGGUAAGAAGCGCUAAUAAACACUUAUAAACAGGUAAUCCGGAAUCACACAAACCGUUUGUAUAUCUCACUUGUGACUAGUUAAUAAUCCGUCCAGUUAAGUCGGACCAAAUUUACCAAUCUAUAUAGUUAACCUCACUUUGGCUAUUUUCAUUUGUAAAUAUAACUUGUUUUGUUAAACCACUGUAGUUUUCGAAAACAGUAUUUUGUUACAUAUGCUUGGCAUAGUGCCUUGUGUUACAUUUAUAUAAUUUUUUUUUAACUUUUUACUGAAGUAGCAAUUCCCGAAUGAAUACCAUCAACUGAUACAUCCCAUAUUCAGCAUUGUGAAGAAUAUGGGAAUUUCCUAUUUUUUCUUCUCUUAUAUCCACAUUUAACGGUCCAGUAUAAGGAGGUUCUUUUGUCAAUAAGCACAUUAUACUUACUGACGCUCAUACUUUUGAUACGGGCUAAAUUUUUGCAUCGAUAUAUUAGCAGUAGUUAGCUAAGCCAAAAAAGCAAAACUUUAUUGCUUCGUUCAACGAAAUGAAGAUUUUGUUCUAUAGGCCUAUACAGUUUAAAAUAUAGCCCGAGUCUUCAAGGUGGCAUCAUUUAAUAUAUGUAUGAGUUAUACUUUGUUUAGUACAUAUCUCACGCGAAUGAUUUACAAUAAAUAUGAAAAUAUGAUUCUUUUUUAUAUAA